Hymenoscyphus albidus is the source of this 2816-nucleotide messenger RNA. The record is from the annotation of a GenBank genome assembly. NCBI's taxonomy places the organism in Eukaryota, Fungi, Ascomycota, Leotiomycetes, Helotiales, Helotiaceae.
AGACACGAUACUACCGGUUUCUCUCCUGAGUAGCGCCUUCUGUUCCCGUAUAACAAAUUCAUGGAAGUCGAUAGUUCAGCCAACCCAUCGCGGGUUGACGACCACGAUCAAGCACCUCUCUUGUCAAAGACACAGAGCCAUGGGAGUGAAAUCCGUCCACGGACCGAGUCAAACAACUCGGACCGCAACAUCACAACCCCCUUCUCAUUACUGGUCUUUUACUUCAUGGCAGUCAAUUUCUUGCUAGCAUUUGGUGAGCAUAUCAUAGUGGCGCCAUUGAUCAAGCUCUUCGAGAACUCUUUGUGCUUAUCGCAUUACGGCUUUCCUGACCAUGUGCUCGAUCCGGAAUUAUGUCAGAUCAUCGACGUUCAGCGGCCUCUUGCUCAGAUUCGAGGAUGGAAAUCGAUGUUUGAUGUUAUUCCAGGUACGUUCCAGUUUGCAGUCCUCUAAUAAAUUAUCUGUUGAAACUUUUCUGUAGUUAUCCUGGUGACAAUUCCGAUGGGAAGACUGGGAGAUCGGUAUGGGCAAAAGAACUUGGCCGCAUUGGCGAUCUUCGGAUUCGCUGGGUCGUUAUGUGAGAUACUCAUUGUUUGUAAGAUCAACUCAUAGCCUUGAUCUUGAAGCUUGCCAACAUCUAUAGGUGCAUUCCCAAAAGUCUUUCCUCUUCAACUCGUAUGGUUCUCAUCCGCCAUUCUACUGUUGGGAGGCGGAUUAAAUUCAGCUUCAGCCUACAUGUGGGCAAUGGCAUCACAAACCAUUCCCUCAGCUAAAAGGCAAGGCUCUCUUUCAUUGACCACCUUACGCACUCUAAUGUAUUUCUAGGAGUCACGGCUUCUAUAUUAUGUUUUCUGCAUAUUAUAUUGCUGAGAUGGUCGCGUCGUUUAUUGCCACUGUGACUACCGAUAUAUCUCCUUGGGUUCCAUGCGGACUGUCAUUGGUCUCUGUCCUUGCUUGCUUGCCAGUCCUAUCUGCUAUGCCAAACGUAAAGCCAGCAAAACCUCUAUCAGAAUCUGGAAUAUUUGGUGAGGGGUUGGAAGCCCGUACGGAAGAAUCUGCCAUCAUUUCAACCUUGAAAAGAAUCCUCAGAGUAUCAUCAAUCAGGAAUGUGCGCUUCACAAUACCCGUAUUUCUUGUUGGUAUUCUGAGAUUUGGGACUCUCAACAUUCUUAUCCAAUACGCUCAUGUUCGCUUCAAGCAAAAGAUAUCCACUGGAGCUGCUUAUUUCACGGAAACGGCCAUCGUCAACAUAUUCCUCUUUCUUUUUCUCAUACCACAGGUGACCUCUUAUAUUCGGCGAGAAUACAAGAUCAGGCCUCAAGUUAUCGAUCUGUUCCUCGUCCGAAGCAGCCUAACGUUCAUGUGUGUUGGAGCGCUCGCUAUCGGAAUUGCUCCUAAAAGAGAGUUGCUGCCAAUAGGUAAGUGCUUCAAAAUAUGAAUGUGUGGAUUGACUAAUAGGAAUUAGGGGUUGCCAUUUUCGCAGCGGGAUUCGGCAGCAGAGUUUCUGGAAUUGCUCUUUUGUCUUAUUGGAUCACUGAGGACGAGAAAUCAACCGUUUACGCGGCUGUCACAGUGUUGGAAGGUGUUGGUCAUGCAUUUAUUGAUCCUUCAAUGCAACAGAUUUUCGCGACAUCAUUGAGUUUGCCCGAGGUCUGGCUUGCAAUUCCAUUUUUUGUCGCGGCUGUGAGUAAAGUUUCUAGAGCGCAUGAGUAUAAAGCUGACUUUGAGAAGGGAUGUUAUUUAAUUGCCAUUCUAUCAACAUCUUGUAUUCGUAUUGAGAACGAGAGCGACGAUAAUGAGGACCUGCUCCAUCGAGAUUGACCAAUAUUAGACCAAAGACUUUGACAAACUCGGUAAUCAUUUUCUGAUCAUAGGAUAUAAUUCAAGUUCCUGGUCUCAGUCUUAAAUCUAUCGCCACUCGAACACGAUCUAGGAAAGAAUGAGUUGUGUCUUGUCAGAAGCAGUAUCUACUCAAGCCCUGAGUAUAGCGAUCAUGACUUUGAAGUCUGGAUUUUACCUAAAUAGCCAUGCCAUCAAAAUAUCCCUCGGAAACCACCCAGUCGUCUCAAUGACCGGCCCUGUGUACGUCUUCCUUCCAUUCAUGAGCCAGAAUACCCCCGCGAACAGUAAUAUGACCCCGAAAACUAAGAUACCGUAAUUCAUACUCUCAAAAUUCGGGUAAUUUGCAGUAGGCCACAUGGAAAAGAAAGUCCCAAGAAUCGAAUAAGCAAUAGCACCGACUGUGACUGGAACUCCCCAUAGCCCCAAUCUGAAAGGUCCCCAUGGUAUCUCGUUCGCCGGAGUUGUGAGACGUUUAUGCAACAUUACCACCGCAGACAAGAUAAAGGAUGAGUAGUAUGAUGCUACUAUAAGAGAUAUGAAUGCCCCAAAUCCUACUGAAGAACCGAUGUUGAUGGGUGAUAAGAGGAGAUUUAUCAAUACUGUUGCGCCUAUGGCGUAAAGUGGGAGAUAGGUUCGACCAUCGACUCUGGCGAGAUAUCUUGAACCUGGGAGGCCCUCUUCACGAGCGAAAGCCGAGAGCAUACGGGAAGCAGUGGCGAGGGCUCCGACCGAGGUGAAGAUUUCUGUUAUAAUAAUUAUGUAGGUCUGUAGAUGGCAGAAAUUAUCAGCUUGCUGUUUUCCUUUUUCAUUGAUACUUAUUUCCGACUCGCAGGUCAACCUAGGAGUGCAGUGCCGCCAGCCUUGUAACCUACGGCAUAUUUAAAUAUACCAAUAAACGGGAAUAGGUCUCGCUAUUGAGCACCGAGUCGACGUCAUUGGGUAUAUAGAAUAAGAGUGGAAGAAGCAUAGCAAGACCC